UGGAGGCGGGCGGGCAGACGGAGUUCCAGACGUCGUUAGAGAGGCAGAUGGAGUGUCUGCUUUAAGUGUCAUUAUGUUUCUGCAGUAUUAUCUUAACGAGGAGGGAGACCGGGUCUAUACGCUGAAGAAGCUUGACCCUAUGGGACAGCAGACCUGUUCAGCCCAUCCUGCUCGGUUCUCCCCAGACGACAAGUACUCGCGACACCGAAUCACCAUCAAGAAACGCUUCAAGGUGCUUAUGACCCAGCAACCGCGCCCUGUCCUCUGAGGGUCGCUCGUAUUUCGUGUCUCUUCUCCUACCCCUCGGAGACUCUCCGUAACCAAGCUCUGCAGUCUGUGAACCUUGGAGCCCUGUUGACCACCCUUGCCGUUUGGAAUCCAGCCUUUGAUCUUGCUCCUGUGUUAAGGAAUCAUGGUGGCAUUUCCUUUAAAGGGAAUAAAUUGGAAUUUUCAUACUGUGAAUCGCUGUCAAGUUAUUAAAAACAAAAUGACUUGAAAGCGCUUUUACUUUGUGUGUUGUGCGAAAAAAGGAUGGGUUAAAACACAAAAAACGAAGUAGAUGGGGGGAGAGGGAUACCCCAGAGAGUUGCAACGAGAUCACUUGGAAGAAAAACUUCAGGUGCUGGCUGCAGCGGCAGUAGUGAGGUGCUGUUAACUGAUGGGAGCGAGGGUGCUGGGGAAGGGAGAAAGUUUGAGAAAGACUUCUACAACUGUCAGCCAUCACUGGAGAAUACCCCUGUUGUCACUUAAAUAAUUUCUUGCCCCUUGAAAUGACAUUUUGACUCAAAAUGGAAGAGUUGCUUGAAAAAGUAAUAACAGUAGUUGUACUGAAUUUGAAGUCAGGAGACCAGGGUUCUCCCCUCUUUGUAUAACUUUAGGGAAGUCACUUCAUCUCCUUGGUCCAUUUUUCUCAUCAUUCCAAAGUUCUUUGCCAACUCUAAAGUUGAUAAGGUUCAUUGAUUUCCUUAAUUUGUCUACAGUGUUUGUCCAAACUUUAUGAAUGUCAGUGCCUUCUUACAUAUUUAUUGUCCCUCUGGAAAUAUUCCCAGGGUUUUAGUUCUGUCCAUCAAGGAUUUGUCUUUUUACCUACACCUAAGUUUUUGUUUUCUCUGGCAGCUACUGUGUGGAACUCUACAUGGAUUUUAAUUUAGAAGAUGAGAUAUGAGAGAUUGAAGUAGGGAUUUUUUUUUUUUUUCCAAAUUACUGUUGGGGUUAUGGUAAUAAAAAGAAAACUGGGAGAAAUUUCAUAGGACUUGAGCUUCUAUCAUGGGCAACCACAAAUGAUUUUGAAUCCAGAGACAAAAUACUGUAUCCAGGCAUUCAAGAAAUGCUAACUUGCUUCUUCCUCUGCUUGUCAAGUUAAUUGACCCAUUAUUUCCCAGUCU
Messenger RNA from Trichechus manatus latirostris (Florida manatee), 1385 nucleotides. RefSeq names its product NOP10 ribonucleoprotein (gene NOP10). Gene Ontology annotation, biological process: snRNA pseudouridine synthesis; positive regulation of telomerase RNA localization to Cajal body; ribosome biogenesis. Lineage: Eukaryota; Metazoa; Chordata; Mammalia; Sirenia; Trichechidae. Gene Ontology annotation, cellular component: box H/ACA snoRNP complex. Gene Ontology annotation, molecular function: snoRNA binding; telomerase RNA binding. Bases 74 to 268 code for a protein of 64 amino acids. The transcript has 2 exons. The record is from RefSeq and is a predicted model, not a curated record.